Molecule: messenger RNA, 1680 nt
Organism: Knipowitschia caucasica
Lineage: Eukaryota; Metazoa; Chordata; Actinopteri; Gobiiformes; Gobiidae
Source: the annotation of a GenBank genome assembly
AUGGAUCCAGCGCAUGGAUCCAGCGCAUGGAUCCUGCCCAUGGAUCCAGCACAUGGAUCCAGCGCAUGGAUCCUGCCCAUGGAUCCAGCACAUGGAUCCAGCGCAUGGAUCCUGCCCAUGGAUCCAGCGCAUGGAUCCUGCCCAUGGAUCCAGCACAUGGAUCCAGCGCAUGGAUCCUGCCCAUGGAUCCAGCACAUGGAUCCAGCGCAUGGAUCCAGCGCAUGGAUCCAGCGCAUGGAUCCUGCCCAUGGAUCCAGCGCAUGGAUCCUGCCCAUGGAUCCAGCACAUGGAUCCAGCGCAUGGAUCCUGCCCAUGGAUCCAGCACAUGGAUCCAGCGCAUGGAUCCUGCCCAUGGAUCCAGCGCAUGGAUCCUGCCCAUGGAUCCAGCGCAUGGAUCCUGCCCAUGGAUCCAGCACAUGGAUCCAGCGCAUGGAUCCUGCCCAUGGAUCCAGCACAUGGAUCCAGCGCAUGGAUCCUGCCCAUGGAUCCAGCACAUGGAUCCAGCGCAUGGAUCCUGCCCAUGGAUCCAGCACAUGGAUCCAGCGCAUGGAUCCAGCGCAUGGAUCCAGCGCAUGGAUCCUGCCCAUGGAUCCAGCACAUGGAUCCAGCGCAUGGAUCCUGCCCAUGGAUCCAGCGCAUGGAUCCUGCCCAUGGAUCCAGCACAUGGAUCCAGCGCAUGGAUCCUGCCCAUGGAUCCAGCACAUGGAUCCAGCGCAUGGAUCCUGCCCAUGGAUCCAGCGCAUGGAUCCUGCCCAUGGAUCCAGCGCAUGGAUCCUGCCCAUGGAUCCAGCACAUGGAUCCAGCGCAUGGAUCCUGCCCAUGGAUCCAGCGCAUGGAUCCUGCCCAUGGAUCCAGCGCAUGGAUCCUGCCCAUGGAUCCAGCACAUGGAUCCAGCGCAUGGAUCCUGCCCAUGGAUCCAGCGCAUGGAUCCUGCCCAUGGAUCCAGCGCAUGGAUCCUGCCCAUGGAUCCAGCACAUGGAUCCAGCGCAUGGAUCCUGCCCAUGGAUCCAGCGCAUGGAUCCUGCCCAUGGAUCCAGCACAUGGAUCCAGCGCAUGGAUCCUGCCCAUGGAUCCAGCACAUGGAUCCAGCGCAUGGAUCCUGCCCAUGGAUCCAGCACAUGGAUCCAGCGCAUGGAUCCAGCGCAUGGAUCCAGCGCAUGGAUCCUGCCCAUGGAUCCAGCACAUGGAUCCAGCGCAUGGAUCCUGCCCAUGGAUCCAGCGCAUGGAUCCUGCCCAUGGAUCCAGCACAUGGAUCCAGCGCAUGGAUCCUGCCCAUGGAUCCAGCACAUGGAUCCAGCGCAUGGAUCCUGCCCAUGGAUCCAGCGCAUGGAUCCUGCCCAUGGAUCCAGCGCAUGGAUCCAGCGCAUGGAUCCUGCCCAUGGAUCCAGCACAUGGAUCCAGCACAUGGAUCCAGCGCAUGGAUCCAGCGCAUGGAUCCUGCCCAUGGAUCCAGCACAUGGAUCCAGCGCAUGGAUCCUGCCCAUGGAUCCAGCACAUGGAUCCAGCGCAUGGAUCCUGCCCAUGGAUCCAGCACAUGGAUCCUGCCCAUGGAUCCAGCACAUGGAUCCAGCGCAUGGAUCCUGCCCAUGGAUCCAGCACAUGGAUCCAGCGCAUGGAUCCUGCCCAUGGAUCCAGCGCAUGGAUCCUGCACGAGUGUCCACUUGUUCAGGCCAAAGGUGA